AUGGGCGAGCCUUUCUUACUCUUUCUUUCUUUCUUUCUUUCUUUCUUUCUUUCUUUCUUUCUUUCUUUCUUUCUUUCUUUCUUUCUUUCGUCCAUUUCUUCCCUCCCAAUCGGUCUUUCUUUCUUUCUAUCUGUUUUUCUUUCUUUUUUUCUUUUCUUCAUUUCUUUCUUUCUUUCUUACCUGCAUUUCUUUCUUUCUUUUUUCUUUCUUUCUUUCUUUCUUUCUUUCUUUUUCUUUUCUUUCUUCCAGCCUUUGUUUGUUUGUUUGUUUCUUUCUUUCUUACCUGCAUUUCUUUCUUUCUUUUUCACUACCAGCCUUUCUUUCUUUCUUUCUUUCUUUCUUUCUUUCUUUCUUUCUUUCUUUCUUUCUUUCUUUCUUCAUCCCCAGCCUUUCUUACUGUUUCUUUCUUUCUUUCUUUAUUUCUUUCUUUCUUUCUUUCUUUCGUUUUCUUUGUUUUUUUUUUUUUGUUUGUUUGUUCCUUCCUUUCUUUCUUUCUUUCUUUCUUAUCUGCAUUUUUUCUUUCUUUUUCUUUACCAGCCUUUCUUUACUUUUCCUUUCUUUUUUUUUCUUUUUUCUUUUCUUUCUUUCUUUCUUUCUUUCUUUCUUUCUUUCUACCAGCCUUUCUUUCUUUUUCCUUUCUUUCUUUCUUUUUCUUUUUUUUUUGUUUCUUUCUUUCUUUUUUCUUUCUUUCCUGCAUUUUUGUUUUUCACUACCAGCCUUUCUUACUUUUCCUUUCUUUCUUUCUUUCUUUCUUUCUUUCUUUUCUUUCUUUCUUUCUUUUACCUACCAUUUCUUUCUUUUUUUUCACUUUUUUCCUUUCUUUCUUUCUUUUCCUUUCUUUCUUUCUUUCUUUCUUUCUUUCUUUCUUUCUUUCUUUCUUUCUUUCUUUCCUACAUUUCUUUCUUUCUUUUUCACUACCAGCCUUUCUUACUUUUCCUUACUUUUCUUUUCUUUCUUUCUUUCUUUCUUUCUUUCUUUCUCAUUUUCGUCUUCUUCCUGUCGUCUGCUCUUUCCACUAAUGUUGUACACUUCUUAUGUGGACAGCAAUUGAGACACAAAAACAUUUUUUCUUUUUCUUUUUUCUUUCUUUCUUUCUUUCUUUUUUUUUUUUUUGACUUUUCUCUUUUUCUCAUUUCCCAUGAUUCACUCCAUGUCCUUCAGUUAUCUCCCUUUCUACAUCUCGUAACAUCUAUCUAUCUUUGUUCAUCCUUCUCUUCAUCUAUCUAUCUAUCUAGCGAGCUAGCUAAUUCUGUCGAUAUCUAUCUAUCUAUCUAUCUAUCUAUCUAUCUCAGUCUCUUCAUUAUCUAUCUAUCUCAGUCUAUUCAUUAUCUAUCUAUCCAAUUCUGCUCAUAUCUAUCUUUCUAUGUAUGUAUAUAUGUAUUCUAUUCUUAUCUAAUUUUGUUCAUAUCUAUCUAUCUAUCUAUCUAUCUAUCUAUCUAUCUAUCUAUCUCUCUGUGUUAUCUAAUUCUAUUCAUAUCUAAUUUUGUUCAUAUCUAUCUGUCUAUCUAUCUAUCUCAAUCAGUCCAUUAUCUAUCUAUCCAGCUAACUAAUUCUGUUGAUAUCUAUCUAUCUAUCUAUCUAUCUAUCUAUCUAUCUAUCUAUCUAUCUAAGUCUAUUCAUUUUCUAUCUAUCUAUCUAUCUAUCUAUCUAUCUAUCUAUCUAUCUAUCUAUCUCACGCUUUAUCUAUCUAUCUCUCUUUUUGCCUAUCUAUCUAUCAGCCUAUUUAUCUAUCUUUUCUUGUUCAUAUCUUUCUAUAGCCCUUUCAUAUCUAUCUGCCUAUCUAUCUAUCGCUGUCCUAUUAUAUCUAUCUAUAUAUGUAGGUCUGUUUAUAUCUAUCUAUCUAUCUAUCUAUCUAUCUAUAUAUUACAAUCCUUUCACACCUACCUAUCUAUCUAUCUGUCUAUUAGUCCUUUCACAUCUAUCCGCCUAUCUAUCUAUCGCUGUCCUUUUAUAUCUAUCUAUCUAUUUGUGUCCUCUCAUAUCUAUCUAUCUAUCUAUCUAUCUAUCUAUUGCUGUCCUUUCAUAUCUAUCUAUCUAUCUGUCUAUCUAUCUAUUGCUGUCCUUUCCUAUCUAUCUGUCUAUCUAUCUAUCUAUAGCUGUCCUUUUAUAUCUAUGUAUUGCUUUCCUUUCAUAUCUAUCUAUCUAUCUAUAACAGUCCUUUCAUAUCUAUCUAUAUAUGUUUUCCUCAGUCGCCUUAUAUGUUCUUAUCUCACAGACCUAGACGUUUUCUGUCUUUCCACCUCGAUUUUCGCUGUCUCUCUCUCCCUCUCUCUCUUUAUCUCUUUCAGUUCUAAACCUUCGUUGCUCGAUAAUUCUUCACAUACCGUCCCCCCCUUUUCUUUCUCUCUCUCUCGCUCUCUCUCUCUCUCUCUUUCUCUCUCUCUCCUUCCGUCUCUCAUUUCUCUUUCACUCAUUCUUUCCUCAGCCAUUAUCUAUAUACUUUUCUCUCUCUCUCUUUCAUGCCUCCAAGUGCAUUUCUUAACCUUUCUCUCUCUAUCUAUCUUUCUCCCCACCUCUCUCUAUCAAUCCAAUUUCCUUAAUUUUUUCCCCCUAUCCAUCUAUCUCCAGUCUCUUCAUAUCUAUCUAUCUAUCUAUCUAUCUAUCUAUCUAUCUAUCUGUUUCAACAUGUUUACAUCUAUCUAUCUAUCUAUCUAUCUAUCUAUCUAUCUAUCUAUCUAUCUAUCUAUCUAUCUGUUUCAAGCUGUUUACAUCUAUCUCUUUAUCUAUAUGUCUGUCUGUCUGUCUCAAACUGUUUACAUGUAUCUAUCUAUCUGUUUCAAACUGUUUACAUCUAUCUAUCUAUCUAUCUAUCUAUCUAUCUAUCUAUCUAUCUAUCUGAUUCAACCUGUUUACAUCUAUCUAUUUAUCUAUCUGUCUGUCUGUCUGUCUCAAACUGUUUACAUGUAUCUAUCUAUCUGUUUCAAACUGUUUACAUCUAUCUAUCUAUCUAUCUAUCUAUCUAUCUAUCUAUCUAUCUAUCUAAGUUUACUUUUAAAAAGAUGUCCAGUUCGCAUCGAUAGGCGAUUGUACUACAGACAGCAAGCAACGUAUUUUUUUCAAUUGUGUGACCAAGUCUUUCUGACUGUAAUCAUAAAUUUAUAA
Acanthosepion pharaonis is the source of this 3102-nucleotide messenger RNA. The record is from the annotation of a GenBank genome assembly. NCBI's taxonomy places the organism in Eukaryota, Metazoa, Mollusca, Cephalopoda, Sepiida, Sepiidae.